UGGCCAAGAGCAUUCAGUUGCUUUAGUUGUACCAUGCCGAGCGGACCGCUGAGUUAGGAUCGGUUGAGAAGUCUGGCAUACGAGUGGAAGUGGAAGUGUAGAUAGUGACCGUUAUGGAUACCCUGCUGAUCGCCAUUCUGGCCAUCGGACUGCUCCACAGAGAUGCGCUAUGCUAUCCCACGAGGGACGAGUCCGAGGACAAGAUUAUAGUCCUUCAGAACGAGGAGAUGGAGCCCACGAUCCUGGACUGCGACUACGAGGUGGAGGAGAGCCCGAAGUUCAUCACCGUCAAGUGGUACAGAGACGACAAGUCCAUAUACCAGUGGAUCUUCGGGACACCUCCAUAUGCCAUCCCCGAGUUCAGGAACGAGAUUGACAGCACCUAUGAAAGCUCCACGGAGCCGAGCAAGCAGUACAGCUCGCUGGCCUUGAUCAACCCCACGAUCGCCACCACCGGCGACUACAAGUGCGUGGUGCAGACCUCGCUGAACACCUUCUCCAGCCACCAGAGGGUGCAGGUCAUAGACCUGAGGAACUACACCCUGGAGCUGUCCCACAAGACGAUCCACAACGAGACGCAGCUGAACUGCACCGUGACGAACGUGUAUCCCAGGCCCACCAUCACGAUAAUAUCCAACGACAUGGACGUGGUGAAGCGGGAGCCCAUGGUGUACGAGAACGAGGAGGGAUACUUCGAUGGCAGCGCCGUGGUGGCGGCCUACGACACCGACGACGAUCCCGACGCCUACCAGUGCGUGGUGUCCUUCGAGGGAUACGGGAAGAACCUGACCACGGUGGCCACGUCGGCGGCGGCGGGCAGGAGCCACGUCGACUUCAGCCCGUGGCUGUUUUGUUUUCUGUACUACCUGCUCUGCAAGCUGAAGGUCUUGGCCUAAAUAAAAACGUUGUUAUUUAUUGUUACUAAAUUAAUGUUUAUUGAAUUCUGUUUGCCAUUCAACUACCUUUUCUACGCCCCUUCGGCAUAGUUAACCAUUUUGUAAAUAAAUACGAAUACUUCACAAAACCAA
This is a messenger RNA of Drosophila mauritiana, 1028 nucleotides long. RefSeq lists its product as uncharacterized. The coding region runs from base 114 to 896 and encodes 260 amino acids. The transcript has 4 exons. Lineage: Eukaryota; Metazoa; Arthropoda; Insecta; Diptera; Drosophilidae. The record is from RefSeq and is a predicted model, not a curated record.